Cucurbita maxima (winter squash) is the source of this 1842-nucleotide messenger RNA. RefSeq names its product protein odr-4 homolog. The record is from RefSeq and is a predicted model, not a curated record. NCBI's taxonomy places the organism in Eukaryota, Viridiplantae, Streptophyta, Magnoliopsida, Cucurbitales, Cucurbitaceae. Gene Ontology annotation, biological process: intracellular protein localization. The transcript has 12 exons. Gene Ontology annotation, cellular component: endomembrane system. The coding region runs from base 174 to 1607 and encodes 477 amino acids.
UUAGAAAUUCCCAGUCAACUAGAAACCCAGUGGAAGAAAUGAACCGAGCGAGUACUGGCGGGUAAGGGUGAAGAACAUUUAGAAUUGAGGCUAAAUCUCGCGGCAAUCUUCUCUUCUUUAGCUUCUUCAUAGUUGCAUCCAAAUUGCUGUGGUGAAGCACGGCCACGGCUAUCAUGGUGAAAGCUGUGGUGGCAGAAGAAUCUCGGCUCACAAUCGUCGAGGAUCGCCUCGCUCAGUCCGCAAUUCCAUCGGAGAUCGGCCUUGUGAUUGGAAGGAUUAGCUCUUCAUUAGAUAGAGGUUUCGUGUUCGAUUUGAUCCCAACUCCUCCCAACGAUGCCGGAGAGGCGGCUUGUUCACUCGUCGGCGCCAUUAAAGACGAUAAGAAGAAGGGAUCGAAAGGCAAAUCUCCGGCUGUCGAUUCCUCGUCUUUGGUUAUCGACAAGGAUUGGGUUGCUGAACACGCUCGCCAGGUCCGGCGAAUGCUACCGGGAGGUGUGAAGGUGAUUGGCGUUUAUGUAUGGGCUAGUGAAACGGCGGUUAAGAAUUCAACCCUAAUGCUUUGCCAGGCUGUAAAGGCUGUAGCAGAAGCAGCGCCACUUACAGUCAUUGACUCAGAGGAAAGACUCCUGGUUCAUAUCUGUUAUAGUCCAAGGAGGUGGACAUGUAGAAAUUUCUUUUUGACAUCAAAUCUCACAUCAAACAGCCUGCGUCCUUCUGAUUUUAAAAUGGGAAGGGUCUUAACAUCACUUCAGACAUAUAAGUGUAUAUACAACUUCGAUAUGAGGUUACCUGUUUCGAGGGCAUCAAAUGUCCAAAGAUUAAUAAAUGUAAUUCGUAAUGGAAUUUCGAUUCAAGCUGAUGUUCUAAAAGAUGCAAAGGCCAUGAUUGAUGGCAAUCUGGUGGUUAGUGCCCCUUCUACUUUAGGAGACUUGCAUGAAAUUGAAUUACUCCUACCAUUCCUGAAAGAUACGUCUCUUGAAGCGUGCAGACAAAAAGAGGUUGAUGGUAUCGUUGUCAUUAGAGGCUCGGUUUGUUCAUUUGCUUAUUUGAAUUCAAAAGAACCCGUUUCCGAAGCUGUAACGGAAAUUAAGGGAGAUAUCAUCACAAGUUUACAGAGUAGACUGGACAUAAUAUGCGAUGAGGUUGACGCAGAUAAGGAAGCACACGACGUUCAUGAGGAUGCAAAUGAAGUGGCAUCAGAACAUGUUUCUCAGCUCUUCCUUCACUCGUUGAGGAAACAGUGCAACCUCUCAUUUCCCCGAAGAGUGUUUGUUCCUUGGUUGGCAGACAUUUACAUCUGCGACUAUUUGCAACCAUCUGAGACCACUGCGGUUUUAAAAGAACACUGCACCGAAUUAAUGUCCAUGGAAGCACCAAUGGACAUGACGACAGUUCUUGAACCAGAAAAGGAGGCUCUUUCCCUCUCAGCAGAAUCAUUUUGGGAUGUGGCUGUACCCUUCCAAUGCGCGGAGACUUCAUUAGAGAAGAAAAACAGAAACGAUGGCACGAUAACUGGCAGUACAGCAACUUCAAGCAGCAAGUCCAGUGAUUUCGCUCUUUAUAGAUGGAUGGCAGUCAUUUCCAAAACCCUUCAGAAGCUUAAAUAAGAACACGCUGUGGGUGGCAAUUGCAAUCUCUUUCUCCUUCCGUGUCCACAGCCUGGCCAAGGUAGAAAACCAUUAAGUAUAAAAAAUCAAGAGAUGCGAACGCCAACACCCAAAGGACCCGUAUAACUUCUGUAUACCAAUGCAAAGUUCUACGUUUUCAAGAGUCGAGGGCUUCUUUGCAAGAAGCUUUAUAAUUGGGAGUGACAUAACUUAUUUGCCUUUGUUUUACCUUUUC